UCACGACAACAACCUUGCUCCAGCGAAAACAGCAAGCUGGCUCUGGCAGACAUGUGCAGGCCAAGGAGAUUUACUGUGCAAACUAUUUCCCCAUCAAUCAAUUUCUGCCACAAUCUUUGGACUGAACAUUUGAGGAGGUGCUGUGCAGCAGAAGAUGGCUGUGUGUCUGAUGUGUUCCUCUGCCUAAUGAGCACCCAGCAGAUGGAGACGCAUGUGUUCGUCUGUAAAGCGAUGAAGAGAGAGGGCUAUGUGCAGAGGUGGACUGGCGUCUCACUACCACAGCCAUGGGUGGAGCCAAGCAGAGGUCGAGCAAGAUGCUGGAGUUGAGCUAAAGCAGCCCAUCCCUCCCGUCCUCCUCUGUUGUGUGGGGGAAAGAAGAUGACCGUCACUAGCCGGCAGUCCUUCAAUGUCCUGGCUGUCAUCUUUCUUCUGCUGUCUACCGCAGCUCUCUCAGCACACUUCCGGGUGUGCGAGCCAUACACUGACCACAAGGGGCGCUACCACUUCGGCUUCCACUGCCCGCGUCUCUCCGACAACAAGACCUACAUGUUCUGCUGUUACCAUAACAACACGCCGUUCAAGUACUGCUGCAAUGACACAGAGUUCCAGCACGUCAUGCAAGUCAACUUGACAACAACCCCAGACGGUUACACACACAACAAUUACACAGCCUUGAUCGGCGUGUGGAUCUACGGCUUCUUCGUCAUGGUGCUGCUGGCUCUGGACCUGCUGCAUUACUCAGCCAUGAACUACGAGCUGUGCCGGGUCUACCUGCAGAAGUGGGGGCUGGGCGGCCACUGGCUCCGGCAAGCCAGGGUCCAGUGGAAGAGCCCUGAGCAGGAGGAGAGCCAGCUCCAGACCCAGUCCGCAGCCGGCCCCCUGGGCCCAGGCCUCUACUCCCACCCCAGACACUGCCUCAGAGGAGAUGCCCAGAGCCCCACGCUGCUCCCGCUGCACACGGCCGACGCCUGGUGA
Messenger RNA from Alosa sapidissima (American shad), 975 nucleotides. It is a transcript of the gene shisal1b, whose product is annotated as shisa like 1b. The record is from RefSeq and is a predicted model, not a curated record. Lineage: Eukaryota; Metazoa; Chordata; Actinopteri; Clupeiformes; Clupeidae.